Linum tenue is the source of this 4211-nucleotide messenger RNA. The record is from the annotation of a GenBank genome assembly. NCBI's taxonomy places the organism in Eukaryota, Viridiplantae, Streptophyta, Magnoliopsida, Malpighiales, Linaceae.
AUGAUACGAAGCAUUUUGGCUAUCGCCUCUUCGGCGAAAAUCCUAACUUCCACAAUCCCGCGCUUAUUCGAAAAUACCAAUCCAGAGACGAAAAACCGCACUCUCACUCCCUCUCUAGCUCGCUCUCCGGCGGUUCCGUCGAAUUGUUCCAGCAUUCCUUCCCGUCUUCAGUCAAUGGCGGAGAAUCCGAUCCUUCUCUCCGACGAAGACGCCGACGAUCCAGGCACUCCGAUUCCACCCCUCUCCAAGAGGCUCCGUGCCGCUCGAGCGGAGCUCGGCCUCGACCCGGCCCCUACCAUCUUCCUCAUCGACGACGAUCCCUCUCCGUUCAAGCCGGCGCCGAAUUCUUCAUCCGCUCUCUCUGUCGUCCCGGAAACUCCGAUGUCUGAUGUCGCCGCUGCUGGGAGACGCACGGUGGACCUUUCGACUCCCGAAAUUAGGGUUCCUGAUUUCGGCGUCAUCGGUGACGAUCCCUCUCCGUUCAAUCCGAAGCAGAAUUCCUCAUCUGCUGCCACUGUCGUCCCGGAAACCCCGAUGUCUGAUGUCGCCGCCGCUGGCAGAUGCACGGUGGACCUUUCGACUCCCGAAGUUAGGGUAUCUGAUUUCGGCCGUAAGAUUUCUGGAAAUGGCGGAGUGACGCGCUUGGAGCCGGAACGUUUCGAGUCGGUUGAUUGCUCUGGAAGUGGAAAUUGGCGGGAGAAUGAGACGGUGGUAUGGAGGUCUAGGUUCUCUGAAUCAGUUGAUUCACUUGGUGGUGCUAAUCUCAGUCAAAUGUCGUCUGGAGUAAACUCUUCUCACUCAAUGUUGUUAGAAGAUGAUCAGAAUCAGUUACACGACAACCCUGACAAAGAGAAUCUGGAGAUGGAGCAGAUGGAUGGUAUUGUAAAACAGAAAAGGAGAUCCAAGAGCAAGUCAGAAGAGAAAAAUAGUAAUACAGAUGAAGCAAUUGAAAAGAAGAGGAAAGCGAAAGAAGAAAGGGCUCGUUUGAUGGAAGAAAAGAAGCAAAAAAGAGAAGAAGAGAAGCUGCAAAAGGCAGCUCUGAAAGCUGAAGCAGCAGAGUUGAAAAAGCUCGAGAGAGAGAAACAGAAAUGGGAGAAAGGGAAGUUGGCUCUAAAAUCAAUUGUUGCUCAGUUGGAUGCCAAAGUAGUGGAGCAGGCCUCAGUUGGAGGACAUCUUCUGUCCAGGUUUGCUGAGAAAGGGCUUACAUACCAUAUAACAUCACAUCCAAUUGAAAGAUCAAUUAUGUGGUCAAUGAGUGUGCCAGAACAUCUUGCGCAGCUAUCGAUCCAAGAACAAGAUGUACGAUAUAUUUUAUUCAUCUAUGAAGCUGAGGAAUUUUGCAAUCUUGUAACCAGCGAAUCACUUAUUAAACAUGUCUGCAAAGUUCGAAGUCAGUAUCCAUCUUACACAGUUUGCUACCUGACGAAUAAGUUGAUGGCUUAUAUUAAUAAAAGGGAAAAGGAGCUGUACAAGAACCCAGAAAGUGGUAGCUCUUGGGUUCGUCCACCUAUUGAAGAGAUGCUGGCAAAAUUAACCACCCACUUUGAUAAGGUAUAUUACAGGCACUGUAGAGAUGAAGCUGAAGUUGCAGAACAUGUAGUUGGUUUGACAAGUAGUUUAGCUUCUUGCCAAUACAGAAAAAAGUUAACACGUCUCUCAGUUAAUGCCAAUGGGUCUGCUGUCCCAAAGGAUUUUAUUGACAAGAAUCUGAUAAAAAAGAGUCCAUGGCUAAAAGCUCUGGUUGCAAUUCCCAAGGUGCAGCCUCGUUUUGCUGUUGCUAUAUGGAAGAAGUAUCCUACAAUGAGGUCAUUGUUGAGCAUAUAUAUGGACCCCACCAAAACGGUUCAUGAAAAGGAGUUCCUGCUUGCGAACCUGACCGUAGAAGGGGUGACGGGAGCUGACAGAAGAGUUGGUGAAAUAUGCUCGAAACGAGUCUACAGAAUAAUGAUGGCGGAAAGUGGAAGCAUCAAAACUGACGAUGUUGAAGAUGGUGCUGAUUACUUUCAGCGCUAAUCUCCACCUCUUUCCAGGAUUCAAGCAUCACGAACCAAGUCAGAGUCUGGUCCAGGUUACUCGGCGAUGAGGAGGGCGGAAUUCGAGGACAAUUCGAAAUCCUACAGCUUCAACGGCCCAAUGAAUCCUGGUUCAGGUGAGAAGGCUGGUGAUUUUGUGAGUGAGAAUCCAGAGCUGAAGAGGAGGAAGAGGGUGGCUCAGUACAACAUCUACUCCAAGGAAGGUAAGCUCAAAUCUUCUCUCAGAAACAGCUUCAAGUGGAUCAAGAGCAAGUUUGUUGAUGACUACUUCCAGGAUUGAAAAGUAGUUUGGUGUGCGUUUCGAUGUCUUCUUCUGCUUCCUCUGUUUUUACCCCCUUUUGUCCAUCACAAGCUCUCUUUGAUCCAUCCAUCCCUCCCUUUCUCGGGGAGAUGGAGAUUGAAAACCGUCAGCGUCUGUAAGUAGUUCGAUUCAAGCUUUUUGAUCAAUCUGAUGGUUUUUGUUUGUCAUCCUUUUUGAACUCCCACUAGGCAGGACACAUAGCAGUUUAAGUAGCUGCCUGCCAUCAUGAUACUUAGACAUAUCAUGUAGCUUUGUAGUCUGGCAAUACUCGAGACAUUGCUACGACGGAAUUCUCGGUAGGCUGGGUUUGAAUCCGUAUUGUUCCUGUGCUAAUGAAGAAUUCUGAAGAACACAGUACCCAAGCAAUUCAAUACUAGAAGGUAUAAACUUGAAUGGACCAAGUUUAUAUUCUUUAUUCGUUUAUAGCAAAAAAACUUUAACACCCCCCAAUAAGAAACACAAAUGGAGAAAACGAAACCGAGUUUUGUUCAAUCAAUCAAAUUUGUCUGCUACACAUCAAACCGUGGCUUGUUCACGAGGUGGCCUCGAUGAUCAUCAUCGAGCCCGAAGAGCUUGGAGAUCUUGUCAGGAUCAAGAGCACAGAAGUCGAGAGUGGACAGCGACCGGCGGUAGUGCUGCAUCCCCGGGCCAUCUGCAGCAGCGCUGCGUCCCCCACCACACCCAUGAUGGUGAUGGAGGAUGUCAGAGACGGAGGCCUGCAGAAGGGUGAAGUUGUUCUGGAUGUUCUUCGAGGCACUGGGGUGUGCCUCGGUUCGUAGUGCUGACCGGUCCUGAAGCUGCGGGAGACCCACAGGAGAGAAAGAAGGGUGGAUGCGUCCAGCGAGCUGGUUCAUCGUCGGCAGCAGCAGCUGCUGCUGUUCUUCUUCUCGCACUGGUUUCAGGCUGGAAGAGGUACUACUGCUCGUGCUGUUCCCUCCUGCUUCCUGGCUGAAUACGCUUAUCGUUGUAGCUGUGUCUUGGCUGUGUGUUGUGCUUUCUUCCUCUGAUAUCUUCUCCAGCUGCAUCACCACCAGAAUCAUGAGUCGUUCAUGGUUACUUGUUUCCCAAGUUUGAGGUAGACUGUUUUCGGAUUACCUCUUUGGGAGAUUGAUCCGCGUCAUCCUUCCCCAUGGAACCAGUUUGCUUCUUGCUGCUACCUUCACUGGUUUGACCAGUGGCGGCUUUCUUCUUUGGUUUCUUGCGUCUGUUGAUCACAUGUAGCCAGUCAGUAAAUACCCGCCUAGAGAAAACGUGGAUUUUGAAAUGCAUGUAAUCAAGAAGGCCUUACUUCUUGCGAGUAUUGGACUUGGCUGCUUCAUCCUCUGGCUUCUGGAUCACUGGCAGACCAGAGAGCUCGCAUGCCAAUGGAUUUGUAGUGAAGAACUGCAUUUAGAAAGUACUCUGCAUUAGUUUUGGUUUGAAUAACUCACACUGUUGCGACCCGACGGAAUUAUUAUUUGGAUCGAAUAUAAUUCAGAACUCGGCGAAAAAAAGCGGGCUUGAUUGAAUUUGGACCAGACCGAAUCGGAUAAGAUGUGACCUGGCUUUGGAGGGCAGAGGCGGCAGUGCCACGAUAAGAAGGGUUGAGGGAGAGAAGACUGGAGAGGAGGGCAAUGGAGGAUGCUGGGAAGUCCUUGAAGGCUUCUUGGAAGGUCGGUUUGUAGUGCUGCGGUGGCCGGAAGCUCGUCGGAAGCCUCAUGAUCUUCCAGUAGUCCUCUGCCGGCGACCCACACAGCUUGAAUAUCCUGUGGAUUUGCUCAACCUGAAAAAGUUUUGAGGGAGAAAAUCCAAAUAAGUAGAUAAACAUUUUUUUUUUCCAUGAAUGAGAAGUUUAUAAGAUUUGUAUUUCUUUUUCUCUAGGACCACUAGUUUAGUCC